Molecule: messenger RNA, 13705 nt
Organism: Planococcus citri (citrus mealybug)
Lineage: Eukaryota; Metazoa; Arthropoda; Insecta; Hemiptera; Pseudococcidae
Exons: 45
Coding region: 462-12113 (3883 amino acids)
Biological process (GO): lipid metabolic process; phosphatidylinositol-mediated signaling; small GTPase-mediated signal transduction
Molecular function (GO): protein binding; phosphatidylinositol-4,5-bisphosphate phospholipase C activity; guanyl-nucleotide exchange factor activity
Source: RefSeq, a predicted model, not a curated record
GUAUUCAUAGCUGUACAAUGUUCUCUGGUCGGUAUGUCGUUUCAGGUCGCGAAUUUUUCAAAUUUAUCUCGUAAAUUUGUAAAGAUUUUAUUCAGUAAUUAAUAAUAUUUCAAUUUUUAUUCGAAUUUGUAUUUUUUGAUGAAUUUUGACUUGGAAAAAAAUUACCAUCGGGGUUUUUUCCCAGUCGCGAGUAUCACAAUCGAAAUUUUCUGAUGUAAUGUAUUACGUACAAUAUUUACGAAUAUAACGAUGGUACUUUAAUUGCGGUUAUGAGGUUUAAAAAAAUUUUCGCUAAUUAAAUUUGGUUUUUGAUUCGAACGUAUAUUCGUUGCUAGCUGAGAAUAUUCGCAUGGUCGUGUAAAAUUCAUAAGUACGACGAUACACCCAUAUUUUUUUUUCAUCAGAUAGCUGUGCAAAUUUGCAAUAGAUAACGUAAUUGUACCCGUGAGGAUGCAGGAGUUAUGAGACAGUGGCCAUCUUUUUCGGCUAGCCCAUCAACUUCUUCAAAUAAGAUAUCUUCUUCUUCAAAUUUGUGCGAAGUUCGAUAUCCUUUCGGUGUUCAGAACGAUUUGGGUCACGUUGUUCUUCAUGGUAGAAGUUUUGAUGAUCGUAAUGAUAACCAGAGCGUUGUGAAAUGUCAGAAAGUACUAUUUCCAUACAAACGCGACGUGGGUAGUCCGUCGAAAUUUUCAGAACAUACUAACAGUCGUAGUACAUCUGAAGAUACAGCAGUAGAUGCUUUUGUUCUAGAAAAAGCUAUUAAAGAAAACGACGUUGUCAAAGUCAAACAUUUUUUAAUCGAACAUCGUGGUAAAUUUCAAUUAAAAGAACCGCAAGAUAGGAAACCGUUGGUGGAAAAUGAAAAUCAAGGACAAGAAACUACCCCAUUGCUUUCAAGUGAAACAGAGAAGACUGACAGGAAGAAAAUUAAUUCCGAUGUAUAUAACUAUUCGUCAAGCUCGUCAUCAUCGACGUCGUUGUCGUCUUCGUCGCAAAUCUCGACAGAUCUGUCAUCCGGUGAGAACUCACCGGCCAUAUAUACGAACGCAUUGCACGUAGCAGUCGAGUACGAUGCUGUGGACGUAGUUAAACUACUCCUCAAGUACAGCAUCGAUCCGGAGUCUAAAGGGCUAUGUUCAGCUAACCAGUCAAAUUAUCUUAGUUUGUCUAACAGAAUAUUUGAAAAUGUCGACAAUAAUAUUACCGUUUCGGCGAGCCGACCUAAAACGUCGACUUCCACAUCGCAACUGGCCGCCGAACAUUCUACAAUAACGAUACGCCAAUAUGUCGGCGAGCCUGCCGCCAUACUUGGCGAAGAAUCUGGUACUUCGUCCAAGUCCGGAAGCAAUAAUUCUUCGACAAAUAGAGUAUACUGCCCAUUACACUAUUUACCAAAAAGUAUUUCUUCUUCGUUGUUAUUGAAAAAUUCGCCGAGUGGAGCUCAUUAUCAAAAAUCACCCGCUCAGUACCAGUCGUCGCCUCAGAAAUACUCCGCAUCAGCGAAUAACUCGCCUUUGAGGUAUUUCGCUUCCAAACAAUCCGCCGAAAAGGUCGAAAUUAAAGAAGAUAGCUGUGAUGGAAAAGACUCAGGGACCAAAAUACCUUCAACGUCGGGUUCAGCACCGCAAACCGAACCGGUACCGGAUCCGAUUAGCGUGUCGGUUCCGAGACGUGUUAGUUGGGUUUCACGAAGCACCCCAGCUAGCUGUUCGCAAACCGAUCGUAGAAAAAGAAUGCCUUUCAAGCAUUUAACGAGACAGAGAUCUUUUUCGUUAGAAUCGCAAACAACCGCCAUACCGAAGAGUACCAGUUUGGAAAUCAGUCGUAAAUGUGUUUCGUUGAAGUCAAGCCCUUUAAUUUCCGCUCAUCAUGUUUCCACCCUUCCUGCAUCUUUUUCUAUGAAAACUUCUAUUAGUAGUUCUCCCCUUGGUGUUCAAAAACAGUCAACUCCCGAAAGGAGUAUCAUGGCUGAAUUGAGACGCAGUAGUGAAAUUUUUAAAAGUAUACUGUUAAAUUUAUCCGUCAAAGAAAACGAUUCCAUUUUGGAGGUUGUGCAUUCGUCGACGUCGUCUAUUGUCGAUAACGACGUCGAUGUUGAUAAUUUGAUGGCAUCUCAUAAGCAACAUUGUUUGGAAAAUUAUCGAUAUUUUGGUGACACGAGUUCGUCGUCUUCAACUUCUUCAACGUUCUCGUCCAGAUCAUCGUCACCGGAUCGCAGCAGUUUUUGUGAAUCAGAUCUAGAAGAAGGAGAAAAAUAUAGCAAAGCGGUACACGAUAUGGAGAACGUCACGUAUUUAAAAAUUAACACCAAUAUCCCUCCUAAUAAGCUUGGUGAAAUGAGCGAAACCUAUGGAAGAAAUUAUUUGUACGGAUUGCCGCCUCUUUUUUUAGCUGUCGUUAGAGGGAAUGCCAUUGUUACCGGGUUGCUCAUGAAGUACGGAGCGAAUGUCAAUUUUCAAGAUACUUUUGGAAAUACUCCUUUACAUUUAGCCAUGUGUCAGUCUAAUAUCCCGUGGGAAUGUGUACUCGAUUUACUGGAAAAUGGAGCUCGAAUUUGUUUAGCGAAUCACCGAGGAAUACGUCCGGUGGAUCUAACCUCAAAACCAAUCUUACAACGCCUUCAGUCACACAUAGUAGACAGUUGUUGGCUCAGCAUUACAGAACCCAGCCACCAACAUCAAGCUGUGGUGACAUCUUCGAAUAUAAAGUCGGCAGUUACUCCGGGAUGCAUAUUGAGAAAGUUACGUUCAAAUCCCGGCGAAUCGGUAGAAGAAGGUGCAAGCGUCGAUUCCACGGGUUUAUCUCCAUCUGGUUCGAUCAGAAGUAAAAGCAGCGUUCGUAGUCUGGAGGUUUCUAAGAAGGAUUCGAAUACAGUUAAACAAAAACUAAACGAAGCUCGUCGCAGUUACAAAUCCCGCAGAAGAGAAUGGAGGGAGGCGGUGCAAAGAAGACAGACAUCGGUACAAUCAGCGAAGUUGGAAGAACCUCAAGAUUACAUAUUCGAAAGAAGUUUAAAGAUUCUUAUCUUGAUGUCAAGCAAUUUCGAAUGCUUGGGCCACUUAAUAAGGGAGUUCUUACGCAACGUUGGCAAAGUUUUAAAUUUAUUUCAACAGAAAAACGACAAAGUUUUACGCAGAGCCAUUUCCGCUUUUUUACAUAAUAUGCUAAAGACUGGGGUAUCUACGUAUCCAUCAUCACCAUCGAUCGUUUCAGAUGUAGAACAGCUAUCUCACAAUCGUAAAGAAUUGACUGCCAUUUUAUGUAUGAUUUCAAAAAUCUGCCUUCAUUUGAUCCACAGCGUACACGGAGCUCAGUACACAGCCAUGUUGAUCCUCAACAAAAUCAUCGAUUUGGCUGUAAAACAUCAACUGUCGUUUUGUAAAACGAAAAUAUGCGAAUCGUUGCAACACCCUUGUAGACUGGAACAAGAGACGUGCUCGAACAAUGGUAACGAAUCUCCAACUUGUUUCUCACGUAAGGGUAGCCAAAGUCGCAUACAGAAAACAUUCUCAAAACGACCAAGCUUUGUUGCCAAACACGAACAACCCCAGCAACCAAUUAAAUCGAAAGAAAUUACCGAAGAGUGCCUUAUGGAUGUGCUGAGUUGUACUCACGCGUCUUCUGUGUUGAAUACGUUGCAUAAUGCACUGACCCUUUUUAAGCGUGUCAUCAAUAGUCAUCGAACGUGCACUCCGAGCAAGAGACUUCUACACUGCAGUUACCAUUGUUUGCAAGUAUUAUCCGGCAGAGUGUUGCUAUAUAUGACGCAGAGCGAAGAAGUACAAAAUGAACUGCUGCAAGAACAACAAUUACGAAUAUUAGCUGCCACUUUGGAUCUAACACAUGAUCCGCAAUUAUUGGUGCUGAUGUUGCAAAUUUUUGCUAACGCUGCCUUACACCCGAGACACCAUCGCGUACUGAUCGAUCAAGGUAUACCGGAUUUAUUAAGCCAAUUAUUACUGCCAUCGGACGACUGGUAUUACAAUGCACACAGCACCAAGUAUGGUUUAUUUGUGAAACACCACGUGUCUCGGGUCUUAGUUUAUUUAGGCUAUCAACAUCGAGUUAAUCAUAAAUAUUCUGUGUUCGAUUAUCAUAUACAAGAAGAGUUCAAAGAACAACAAAGAUUGUUAGAACUACAUCAGCAACAACAGCAGCAACACCAACAACAACAACAACAGUUACAGCAGCAAUCACGUAAUCAAAAUCCGCAACUGCUGACUCAGUUGCUAGUUCAGCAGUUGCAACAACAGCAACAGCAGCAACAACAAAGUAGCCUUGAUUAUGAUAAAUCAAAAGGCAAAGAGUCUGAAACUCCGAAGAGUGAGAAGGAUUACAUCACUUAUACAUCUAUUUGCCCGAGCAUUGUGCAAAAUGAGACUGAAAUUAUUACCGGUAUUUCUGUCGAGAAUUCUGUGUAUAAUACGUUGAAAGUUAUUGAAUCGACUUUAAGUCAGCCCCCUGUACCUUUUGAAUCCUCGACCUUACAUUGGGUUAUCAAUGGUUUUUUCUAUGGCCAGAUAAACAAUGCAGGUCAAUUCCCCCCGCGUAAGUUACCAAAUGAUCCGAAUACGGUGUUAUUUGCUCAAAAUUUUAUGUCUUGUUUUCCUUACGUUAUAAAUCCUAUUAUUUUAUUAAGACUGUUAAGUCACCGACUAAUGACCACUGCACCAUUACAUCGUUGGAAAAGUAGCGCUUCCAGGUCGAGCUUCGGCUCGGUACUUACCCAUGAUAUUCCUCGAUCUCCUCGUAGUCGAGCUUCAUCCACCGAAACGGAGACCAGCACUCUUCGUAAACGUAGAAAAGUGAAUUUAACUUUAGACUGUGCCAAUUACGAUUAUGACCCUGGGGCUGUGGAAGAAAGUUCGAAUUCAGUGAGCUCUGUGAGAGCAGGGAGGCCUACCCCGAGACCGUCGCAAUGUCGUGAAAGUAGUAUAAGUAGUGCCUCGGGAUUAGGCAUUGAACCUGCAAUGCAAGCUAUUCAUGUGUUUUCCAAUAUGCUGAGAUAUGCUCCGUCUAGAGACAGUAUCAGAAGUACCGGUAGUUGCGACGAGAGGAGGAAUUUUUUAGCCUUGAAUUUGCAUUUGAAAGCCAGGCCGACAUUUCGUUUCUCGAGUUUAAAACAUCCGAGUAAAAGAAGAUCGAAGUCACAGGCCAACAUUAGUAAGGUUGAACACACGAGCAGAGGCAGAGAAACAGCCGAACAAGAUAUUCUAGCUUUUCAAAAACAACUUCAAAAUUUACCCGAUUUCGAUUCACCAGACAAUCCUAGCAAUCAAAUUUUAGACGCUGCGAUGGCAGUUAGCGAAUUUUUAUCGGGUCGAUCGUUACUAAGGCCUAGAUCGAGAUCGAUGCCCAGAGUUACCUACGAAUCGAGUCGAUAUCUCGCCUUACCCGAUAGCGGAUUUUCCUCCAGAUUGCCUAGAGGAAGAUCGGCCGGCACGUUGGGGUUUCAGACUGAUCUACAUGGUGCAUUUGGUGCCCUACUAAUGGGUAGUCCUGUCACAACACCUACUGAUGAUCGUAGACCGUCUGCUCAGCCGAUUGCGAUGCCGAAUGUUGCUCAAGGUGUUACGUCGUGUAAUUCAAAUAGUCGAAGGAGUUCUUUGUCUCCAGCUUCGGAUCGCAAUAACAGGAGACGUGAUAGUCCGGCUUGUCUGCAGAUGGAAGUGCCUCCCAGGCAUAGAGCCAUAUUGUCUUUCGUUGAGGAAUGGAUGAAAAUUUCCAGAAUUGAACUAGAACACAAUAUUCCUUUAAUUAGAGAACUGAGAGAUUUUUUAUCCAAAGUUACCACUUGUGGAGCUCCUUAUCAGCAAUGGUGUUCUGAAAUACGUCAGGAGUUCACAGCUCUGAAUAAAGACCCCGAUUCAGAUAAUACAGACAAUCACGAUGAUGUUGAUCGCGAAUAUUGCCAGCUUUUAAAGUUGGUAGUUAGCGGAGACCUGCCAUGUAGCAAAGAAGAAGCAGCAGUUCUGGCAGGGAUUCAAUUACGCAUCGAAGAAUCCUGGGGACGGCCAAAUUUCCUCACAGUUUCAUCUCCAAUGCCAACCACUCCUUACGGAGACGAAGAUCUAACUAUGCUCAAACCUAUAUCCGAAGAUAAAGAAAGCUUUCUCUUAGAAGUGCCCACUUUCGGAGGCCAUACCGGAAGUAAAACAAUAAGACUGGUUAGUCCUUUGGCCGAAGACGCCGAAAACGAAGAAGAAAUGGAGGCUCCGGCCGAAACCAAGAAAACUGUCACUGUGUCCAGUGGCAGUACAAAGACUGAAGAGUCUCCUCAUACUAAACAUUCGGGGAACAGUUUGCUCAGAAAAUGUUAUCCGUCUAGUUCGAACCAAGUGUCUUCGUUUUUACCAUCGGGAGGCCAUUUGGACGAAUUUUUGCCACCUUGUUACCAUGGGACCAAGACUAUCGCCAAGUUAAUCAAGGAACAAAAAAGAAAACUUUUUCAUACAUCGAUAUACGAAUCGGAAAUCCAGUUGAAAAAGCUCUACAUUCAAACAUGCAAACGUCUUCCUGCCUUCAACUGCAAAGUUUUCCAAGUAAAGGAGUUACUUCGAGGCAAGACGAAGAAAAGGGCCACACGAUUAUUAGGAUUGGGUCCGCAGAAGGCGGUUUUGUUAGAUGACAAAACGAAGAUAUUAUCGAAAUCGCAAAAUUCCGUCGAUUUGCAACAAUGGCGUAGCGGAGGCGGAAGAUCGCACGAUCGUUUGCAAUUAGAAUUUCGGGCCACGCGUUGGUCGUUAAUUGUGCCCUCGAUUCAGGCUAUGAGAGAAAUUGGCGUCACGUUAUGGCAAAUAUUACAAGAAAUUGAUUCGAAUUUUUUAGAGGAAUAUGCCUCUCUAAAAAACACAAAGCAAUCGGAACUGUCGAUUAAGAAGCCAAUCACGUCUAUUUUCCAACCAAUAUACACCAUCGAACUGGAGUCGUUUCAAAAGUUAUUACAUUUCCCUGAAGAAGUAGCCUUAUCACUGUCCGAAGCUGAAAAUAACCUGUUCUAUCAAGUACCACCGAUUGACUACCUGAGACAGGUGACGUUGGAUUUAGGCGGACCUCCGACAUCGCGGACUACAGUUAGGACACUAGUCAAGAGAUUUAACGAGGUGAGCUCGUGGAUAACGCAUUUGAUUAUUAUGCAACCGACACAUGAAGACCGAAAAGCAGUAUUAUCUUGUAUAUUGAGGGUGGCAGUCACAUGCUGGAAUAUUGGAAAUUUCAACGGAGCCAUGGAAAUUUUAGCCGGACUGAAGUCGAUGAAAUUGAAACCGUUCUGGUUAUCAAUUAAGGAAAAAGAGUCGCAAGGAGUGCCAUUGUUGGACUGGCUUUCGAAUUCGUUACUAACGCAACGUUACGAAGAGGCACUUUCAACAGCGUUGAAAAUACCCGAAUGUCCAAUUAUACCGUUUUUUGGAUCUUUCAUCAAAGAAUUAACCGAUGUAGUUAGAAACACUCCUAGUUUGGUGGUGCUGGCUCCCAAUUUACAGAGUAAAGAAUUGCAAAAAUUGCAAGAGAAUUUACCCGAUUUAGUCGAAGAAGAUCACUAUUUAACCAUAAUUAACGCAGCUGGGCUAAUUAAUUUGGAUAAAAUGUAUCAAGCUCAAAAUAUCAUGGAUCAUAUCGCCGUCUUUCACGGGCAUUUCUUCAAUCGUGAAAGAAUCAUUUGUACGCCCACGGAAAGUAUACAUACGCCGGAAAUCGAAAGAUCUUAUACUAUCGACGAAGACGAAGGUAACUGUUUCCAAACGGAAAUGGAUUCGUACGUUCCAAUCCAGCCGGUGAACUAUGACCAUGGAGUGUGCACCUUUCCUAUAACCACGGCCUGUUCUGGUUUAAAUACGCAUAUUUUACAGAUGCUACAUCACGGUACUACAGCCAUUCACUGGGACAUCGAAGGUUCCAGAUCUUGCCUGAUUUACAUUCGAUUAGAACGAAGCGGCUCGGUUUUAUCGUGGAGGAAACCAUUUUGGAGCGGGUUAAAAACCUCGACGGUCACUGUGCCAGAUUACCAACUGGGUAUCAGACCUGAAGACAUCUCGACUCCGGGAUCGCCCAACAAACCGUUCGGUGAAAUAACCUCGAUUGGUUUAGAAGAAGGGUUCUUGGAUUUAUCCUACGUCAAAGAAAUCUACUCCGGGGCCAAAGAUAAAGAAAAAGAAGUCGAAUUGAUAGCCACGCUUAAAAGAUACGGUUUCGAUUCCAGCCUGAUGAACGAAUCUUGCCUAGCUUUACUAUUCGGAGCGAAUGUCAGCGAUAAUCGAAUGCUGUAUUUGUUAUUCCCGCCGAAAGUUUUCAAGAUAUGGUUCGAAGGCCUAUGUAAUAUUAUUAGAGGCUUGAAGUACCAGUUACAGUUGACCGACCGGAGAAUAAUUUGGCUAAAAGAACAGUACAUUCAAUUAUACUUGAACGAAGGAAAUUUUACCAGACCAACUAUUAUGGAUGCGAUUCGAGUAUUCGGUGGUCGUGAUUGGUCGUUGACUGGAACAGGGAGUGGUAUAUCACCUCCGGAAAAUGGAGCCAUAAAACGAGGCACAUCUAUACGUAUUCGCAAGAAAAGAUCCAUUGGUAAUUUGCAAAUGGUCAAGGGCGAACUUGUGAGUAAGCCAUGCGAUAUAACUGAUCUAGUCGUUGGUACAAAAUGCAGACAAGGUUUAGGACCAGGAACUUACUCUUUACCUCCGCCUAGCAGAAGUCGUUCAAUAUCCAGUGAUAUAGAUACAAUAAAAAGUCCUCACGGAUCGAGUGAACAUUUAGAUAAAACCAGCCCUUCGCGAAAGGAGAAGAAAAAUGAUAUAUUGUCGCAGAUCAAGAACAUUCCUCAAGGUACCAUCACCCAAGAAACGCAAAUCGAUUUUCACGAUUUUGUGCAGCUUUUCAGAUCAUUCAAUUUGAGGUGUCGUAAAGAUAUACGCGAAUUAUUUGAACACUUGGCGGUUUCUGGACGAAGCGUAUCCGAUGGUUCACUGACCGAUAGCGGUAGGAGUUCUCCCGAGCAUGGCCGAAAGAGGUCUAGACAAAUUGGCUUAUUGACACGAAACAGCUCUUUCGAACUGGAAGAAUCGAGGAAUUCUUCAAGCAUCCAUAAAAAGAAAAUAUUCGACGCGAUUGCCGCUGCCAGCAUUAUUUCAAAUUCAGCUGGAGUUGACACAUCUAGAUCUCAAAUUAUUACACUGAGUAACUUCUCAAAGUUCCUGGAAACCAAACAAAUGGAAAGGCUGUCUGAAAAUGAAGUUAUUGCCCUGAUUCACAGACAUGAACCUGAUUCAGUUCUGAGGUUUCAGAAUUGUCUAUCGUUUGAAGGAUUUGCUCGUUAUUUGAUGGAUAAGGAUAAUUACGCGUAUCCGAAUGAACGAAUGGAGCCCAAUGAUAUGGAUAUGGAUAAACCUUUAUCUCACUAUUAUAUCGCUUCAUCUCAUAACACGUAUUUGACUGGGCAUCAGUUGAAAGGCGAAUCUUCCGUUGAUCUUUAUACUCAGGUGCUUUUGACUGGGUGUCGUUGUGUAGAACUGGAUUGCUGGGAUGGUGACGAUGGUAACCCAUUAAUCUACCAUGGCCACACAUUUACCACCAAGAUACCAUUCAAAGCCGUCGUCGAGGCUAUAAACAAGAGCGCCUUUGUAACCUCUCCAUAUCCGGUCAUCCUUUCUUUAGAAAAUCAUUGCUCGAUUCAACAACAAGGCAGAAUGGCUCAAAUAUUUCAAAUGGUAUUCGGCGACAAACUAGUGGGAAAAUUUCUAUUCGACGCCGAUUUCAGUGACGACCCCCAUUUACCAUCACCAGCGCAGCUCAAAAACCGUAUUUUAAUCAAAAACAAGAAAUUAAUGGCUGAUAUCACACCGCAUCCUAUUCUGAAGGGUGCCAGAGCAACCCAGAGGCAACCUCAAGCUCCCAGAGCUAGUUCUAUAGUAUCUAAUACAAGUGGAGGAUCGUUGAAUGACGAGUAUAGCGAUGAUGACGAUGACGACGAUGAUGACGACGACGACAACUUAGAUGCAACUACGAGAACUGAUUCUUUAUCUAGUCACGAAACUCCAUCACGAAAUCCUACGAAAUCCUCGUUGCAGUUGACCGAAACCGAAUGGAAUGGUUUGGAAGAUGACGUCAUUCAAAAAUGCAAAAAACAAAAUAACCAAAUUUCCAAAGAACUGUCCGAUAUUAUUAUUUAUAUACAGGCGAUAAAAUUCCGAGGCUUGAACACGAUCAGCCCCAGCAGCUCAGUCCGUUACAAACGCUCGGUCACCAGUUCUCUGCCAAGCUCCAUCACGAAAAAAGUAUCCAGCACGAGCAGCCCCAGCUCAUCCGAAUCUCACCACUCAAAACAACGUCUCAACAUGUACCAUCCUUGCUACCAAUGCGCCUCGUUGAACGAAAACGCAGCCAAAAAGCUAUGUCGUAAGCAACCACUCGCUUUGAUCGCCCACACCGAGACCCAGCUAGUCAGAACCUAUCCAGCAGGAAUGCGCAUAGAUUCAUCCAACUUCAACCCAGUUAUAUUCUGGUCUUUCGGGAUACAAAUGGUAGCUUUGAAUUAUCAAACCGAAGAUACCGCUUUACAUAUAAAUACGGCCAUGUUCGAGCAAAAUGGCCGAUGCGGUUAUGUCCUCAAACCGAGCGUUAUGUGCGAUCGUAAUCACAUGAUGUAUCGUCGUUUCAAUCCUUGGGAUAAGGAAUUUGAUGGAUUACAUUCGUCUAAUUUCAUACUGCAUGUCAUCUCUGGUCAAUAUUUGUCGCAGAAUAACUUCUAUUCGAGCGUUCAAGUCGAGGUCGAGUUGAUCGGUAUACCGGUGGAUAGUUGUAAGCAGAAGACGAAAAUUGUGCAGAGGAAUUCGCUGAAUCCGACGUGGAAUGACACGUUUUAUUUUCAAGUCAUGUUUAGAGAUUUAACUUUCAUUAGAUUCAACGUGAUCGAUGUCAGUACUGGUCACAUCACAGCUCAAAGAGUCAUACCACUAAAACACCUGAAACCCGGAUACAGACACGUGCGUCUGCGUAAUAAUCAAAAUCAACCUUUAUACGUUUCCACCUUGUUUAUCUACUCGAGAACCGAGGAGGAAAGCUUGGACUAUGCCAGCUCUGAGAAUUCCUUCCCCAAAGAAGGCCCUAGCUGCUCGAUCGAGUCCAGUGGCACGCUAGGCAAACCGGAUGCCCGAUGUCCGGGAGUCAAACGACGUAUGUUCUUCUUAAUGGUCUACGGAGUUGUACCAGAUGAGCCUAGCACCAUAUUGAAAAUAACCCAAGAAAGCACCACUCAAGAAGUGAUUCUGCAAGCUCUACAGAAAGCUGGCCUAGGCGCUGAGAAAAUCAACGAUUACGUGUUAGUCGAAGAAGUAUCCAGAGGAUGGGAAAAGAAAGACCGAGAAAUACCAGCCACUCAACGUGUCCUCGAUCCUCAAGAAUGUCCUCUACAAGCCCAAGCCCAAUGGCAAGGCGAAGGGCGUUUCUUACUCAAACGUUUGGGUGACGAUCCAAGCAGCAGAGCUUGGCUAUCAUCCAUCCGAAGUACUCGAAUCCGGCAGCCUAAAACUUGGGAAGAUGCUGACAACUUUUUAGUUUGCGUUUACAAUGUCUCAGCUGAUAUCCCUUACGCUAUCCUCAAAGUACCAUUGAGCGCCUGCGCUCAAGAUGUUCUAGCUCAGGCUCUAAUCAAAGCCAGACGUUUAGAAAACCCUUCUCAAUUCGUGCUCAUCGAAGAACUAGAGUACGGAGGUAAUAAACAACAGAGAGUGUUACCAGACGAUGAGAAUAUCUAUCGAACCCAAGCCCAUUGGCCCACCCUGGGUCGAUUCAUCCUCCACGAGCGAGACACCCUGAAAAAAGUACGAAGCACAACUUUCGAAAAACUCAGCAAAGGGUUAUCCAAGCUGCCAGUAGGCGAAGCUCUCAGUGAUCCACCAACUAGUCGGUUCAUGAAAACCAGGUUCCCUCUGAGUGGACUGGGUCGUGGAGGAAGCGCCAAAGAGAACAUUGUUUCUAUUGAACCAACACCCAAGAAACAUCGCGAAGUUCAUUCCGAAGGAGAGGCCAUUAGCGAUGAGGAGAAAGAUCAGGAUUUUAUCAGUACCAUGUCCAGAUUGAAGAGACUGUCGUUGCGUAAAUUUCGUGCUUGGAAGUCGUGACUAAAGUAGAUCAGAACAGUGGUCUUGGGUCAUUGUUCUUUUAGGCAAUUCUCUCUAUGUUUUUUUUAUGGAUCAGUAACGAGUGGAAAAUAUUGAAGGAAGCUUCGUACUACGGUUUCGUUUUGAGGUUUGGAAUGUGAGGCAACUGAUCUGCCAUUUACUUCAAUAAGUAUAUAAAUAGCUUAUAUCUGUUUACGUCGACAUCUUCUCCCUCUUAGACCUUUCGUUUUUGUAAUAUAUCAUCUUUCUGUUAUCUUACUGUAUGAAAUUUCCAUUCGUUUGGAAAUUUAAAAUCGUCCAAGUAUCAGCGUAACAAUUUCAAUGCAAUUUUAUAUGUAAUACCUAAUUUGAUGUGGAAAAGUGACAUUUUUCACUUUAAGGAGAAGAACAUUUUAUCAUCUUAAGUUCUUUAGCUACCAAAUGACAUAUUUAUCGUGACCAGAAUAGACUUGAGAAACCUUUUUCAAGUUGUAUGUACUGUCAAAAUUCAUGAAUUAUUUGGCCUUAAAAACCAUCACAAAUGUGUAGAAAAUGAAUAAUACUACGCUGAUACUAUAAUUGAUAUUUACAUGUAUUAAAUCUGUAGUACCUAUUUUAUAAUAUUUACUUUCUAUUGGCCAAAAAUUGUCAAACAUGGCGUCUAAAAAGUAUUCUCGAAAUUGAAAAUUGCUUUUAACUAUUAAUCUAGUCAUUGGAAAAUGUUCUGUGAUAUUUUAUACCUAAACAAAAAAGAAGCAAACCCUAUAAAAUUUGUAUGGAGUGUAACUCUGUCGUAUGUGGUUUAAAAAAAAAGCUACGAAAGGCACAUCAUAAAAAACCAUUUUAUUCGUAAUUUUUAAAAAAAAGUUGAAAGAAGAAAUUUUGUUAUUUUGAAGAAUGGAAUUACGUCGGGGUAGGCAUAUCGUGAAUAUGCGCUGCUGCAAAACGAAGAACAUUUUUUAAAAUUAUUUAUUUGGACGUAUAUUUCUUUCUCAAAACUAUAAUGACCUAGGUAUUUGUUUUGCCGGUUGAUUUUCAUUUUUUUUCUUUCUUCAUUAUUGUGAUUAGUUAUGUAAGCACAUCUUUGUUUGAUAUGAGCAAUGUUGAUAGUACCUAUUGAGUAAAUUUUCAACAUUAUAGUAUACACCUUUUUUUCUCUUUUAUUUUUUUGUUUAUUUGUUUUCGUUAUUGUACUAUUUAUUUAUUGAAUUGUACAGAAUUUUUUUGUAACGAAUUUUUAUUUAUUUUUCUUUUAUGGUAAAAUCAUUUUAAAUAUACCCACGUAAGUAUAUUGUGCUGUAUUAUCUCUGUUUUCGCAGAUAAAAGUCUUUUUUCCCUACCGCCCCUUUCCAUUUUUUUUCUCCUAAUAUACUUACGUUCAUUAUGGCAUUUAUGUAUGUAGUUUUGAACGAAUAAACGUAUUACCUAAUUGAUUUUGAAAGUAUUUGUUACGUAACUUACCUACUUUAAAAAUUUUCGACAGAAUUUUCCUUGUUAAAUUUAUCUACGUUGAUUUUCAAUUUACCGGUUAAAAACAUAUCGUUGUAAUGACCAAUACUAUUGACUAUUGUGUAUUAAAACUGAAAUAAAUACAUUCUACUUUGUAAGAAGAA